This is a messenger RNA of Haliotis rufescens (red abalone), 8266 nucleotides long. RefSeq names its product receptor-type tyrosine-protein phosphatase epsilon-like. NCBI's taxonomy places the organism in Eukaryota, Metazoa, Mollusca, Gastropoda, Lepetellida, Haliotidae. Bases 3292 to 6003 code for a protein of 903 amino acids. Gene Ontology annotation, molecular function: protein tyrosine phosphatase activity. Gene Ontology annotation, biological process: protein dephosphorylation. The transcript has 26 exons. The record is from RefSeq and is a predicted model, not a curated record.
GACGGAGUUACCAAACCGAACGACUAUCACAACUGCUUUCAUUCAGCCUUCAACGACGCUAGUAUAACAGUUGCGUGGUGGAGAGUGGAUCUGAGUGAGAUGACACAAAAUCAUGACGUCACCAUAUACUUCAGGACAGACUGGAAAGGGAGGUUACUCUAGAUCUGUCUGAUUCACGUGCAGUUGUCACGUGUUAAUCCUUUCCGCUCACGUUGCGCUAUAGACAGCAACAACAAUUUUUGCUCGCUCUGCACAAGACGUAUUCUCUCAAGAGUAACCGCCUUCCAGCUCGCUAUGCCACGCAAAAAGGAUGUUUCAAGAUCCGUAGGGUCGACAGGCAGGGCGUUUGUUAAGUCUAGAGGGGCUGGAAGGAAGAGGAAAGUUGUUCAGCGAGCGGACAGCGAGGUAGCGACGUCGGCCAAGCAGACAAGGAUUGCGCCCGCCAGUUUCGUCUCAACUACAGGUGAGUUAUCCCCCUUAGUUGUUGAUUCGUGUAGCAGGUCUGACGGCAGCAUAAAUAUUACAAGUGGUAGGUCUAGUAAUACUGAUAGUAGUACAGCUACAGUUAGAUUCCAACCAGUAGGCGAUAGGCCUAUUGAGCUUGAUAGCAGCGACAGCGGUACGCUUGCUAUGGCAACCGGCAUUAGUCAGUCACAGGGGCUUGGCGUGCAUGAUUUCUCAAAGUUUAUUGCUCCUCAGCCUACCGUUCUAUCCCAAGAUAACUUAGGUUCCAAUAUACCUCAAAAUAUCAAGGAGAAAAUUUGGAAAAAUGAGUAUGUGGAUUUAGGGAUCUUAACUAAAGGGCUAAGACAGGCGACCUAUGACAACAAACCAGUAGGAAUCAUGGGCCUCAAUGCACAAGGGGGUAUUGAGGUUAUAAGGCGCAAUUAUCCCAGAAUCAACACAAUCGAGGAAUGGACAGAUGCAUUCUUGAUAUUUGUCAGCAUUUAUGACCAGCAGUUUCGACUUCGCCAUGCUCACAAUCCUCACGAACCAUGGUCUGUCAUCAAUAAUGAACUCUGGCUUAUGUUUGCAACCCCAUCAUCAAGUGUUAGUAUCAAUCCAAUGAAUCCAUACUACGGGCAAGGUCAAGGCCAAGGCCAAGAUGUUAAGCCAAACAUGCGGGCAAAACGCCGGCUUCCAUGCUAUGACUUCAAUCUGACGAAAUGUAGCCGCAGUGUGUGCAGAUAUGCACAUGUGUGUACCAGUUGCAGUAAGCCUCACCCUUCCCGCCUUUGUAAGAAUAUGUCAAAGUUGGCACAUGUAAACUCCCCAAAUGGGAAAGCAACCUAGUUUUGCCUGAUAAAGGUAAAUCACCUGUCAAUCUGGAACAUUUAUCAGCUUUGUUAAAAAAUUACCCCGACAGAGAUACGGCUGAAUACCUAUAGGUUUUUUUUUGUUUUUGUUUUAGUUUGAAUUAUACAGGUCCAAGGGAAUCAUGUUAUUCCCAUAACUUGAAAUCAUGUACAGAACUACCAGAAGUAGUCAGGCAGAAAUUACAGAAAGAAAUUACAUCAGGUAGGAUGGCAGGACCAUUUAGUUUCCCACCACUUCCAAAAUUAAGGGUGUCGCCAAUUGGGCUUGUCCCAAAGAAAGAACCAGGAGAAUAUCGGUUAAUUCACCAUUUGUCAUACCCAGAGGGUACAUCAGUCAAUGAUUAUAUUGAUGAUGAGUAUGCCUCAGUUUCUGACACAAGUUUUGACGAAGCAGUGGACUUAGUCCACCAAUUUGGCAAAGGGGCAAUGUUAGCAAAAGCAGACAUUAAAAGUGCAUUUCGAUUAUGUCCAAUCAAUAAGCAAGAUUUUGAUCUCCUAGGUAUAUAUUUUCAGGAUAACUAUUAUGUAGAUAUGUGCCUCCCAAAGGGGUGCAAAGUAGCAAGUUUUAUACACUGGGCUACUCAAUGCAGGUUGAAACAAGGGGCAUUACUUCACUAUUUGGAUGACUUUCUUUUUGGUAGCUCACCUAACCCUAAUCAUUGCCAAGACGCACUUGACACCUUUUUGUUGCUAUGUCAGAAGUUGGGAGUUCCUAUUGCUAGUGAGAAGACAGUACUUCCAUGUACUUGUUUGACAUUCCUUGGAAUUGAAAUUGAUACAGUAACAAUGGAGUUGAGAAUACCGACAGACAAAAUCAAUCAAUGUAAAAACUUACUUCACGGGUUGGCAGAUCGUAAUAAAGUGAAAUUGAGGGAAAUGCAGUCACUUAUAGGUUUGUUAAACUUUAUCUGCCGAGCAAUCCCCAUGGGACGCCCAUUUUCAAGACGAUUUAUAGAUUCAACAAGAAAUAUAAAGAGAGCAUAUCAUCAUAUCAGGCUGACAAGAGGGAUGAAGGAAGACAUUAAUACAUGGCUGGAAAUUUUAAGCUGUCACAAUGGUAUUACAGUGUUCCCAGACCAAUACUGGAUGUCAAGUGACACUCUACAGUUAUUUACAGAUAGUGCGGGUGGAGAGCAUUGUGGAUUUGGUUUGUACUUCAAAGGCAGGUGGGCAGCUGGAUUAUGGCCCAGGGAAUGGAGACUCCAAGGUUACACCAUGUUGUAAUAAACUGCGCCCAUAUUCUAUUCCACACAAAUAUUGCGUUUGUUGUUUUUACUGUUUAUAGUGAAGCUUCACAAAGGACCAUAUGUUGCUCAAGGUUCAAUAUUUGUUAAGUUUAGCAUAUUACCUUGUCAGGAUGAUAAAUAAUUUUAUUACAUCUUCAGUAUAAUAAUAAAAUUCAAUUAUCAACUGCCGGUUUCAUUUUAUAGGGAAAGGGAGGUUACUCUAGAUCUGUCUGAUUCAGUUGGAGUUGUCACGUGUUAAUCCUUUCCGCUCACGUUGCGCUAUAGACAGCAACAACAAUUUUUGCUCCCACCCACCCUCCCUGAUUGUUGCAUAUUGUGUUUCAGUUGUACUUUUCAAUGUGUACAUGCAUAUGUGAAAUUUAUGCUUGCUGCUGCUGUUUAACAUUGUGUUUCAGAACUGUCUGCUGAAUGACCAUCUCCGGAUCAGUCUUGCACAACUUGGUUAAACCAAGUACGGUAAUUAAUUGAGAUGGACAAUAGUAGCAGUUCUAAAUCCUCCUUGCUACCUGGAGGGAGGUUAGUCUUCAGAUAAAGUUCGUCGGAAUGGUAUCCAGAUCUACAUAGCUGAAACUGACGCCUCCCCACCUGCCGGAGACAAUUGCUACAACGUGACAGGGAAGGAGGACGGGACAGACAUACCUGAUGUUUUGAACGUCACGUGUUCUGGUAAAGGGCGCUAUCUAGUGCUGUACACAACUGUAAAAAACAGAGGUGACACAGUACCUAGUAUGGAUUUCUGUGAAGUGCAGGUUGACGUUUGCGGUCCUGGUGCUUUCGGCUCUGACUGUGCCAACUACUGCCACUGUGACGGUGAGGUGUGCGACUACGUGAGCGGCGUCUGUCCGAGUGGAGACUGUCUCCCAGGCUGGCAGCAAGACAAGUGUGACACAGAAUGUACCCCAGGCGAUUAUGGAGCAAAGUGUAGUCAGAAAUGCUCUAAUCGGAACUGCAAGACCGACAACUCUAGGUGUGACCACGUGACAGGGGAGUGUGCUGGGGGUUGUUUGACAGGGUGGAAUGGAACAGACUGUACACAGAAAUGCCUACUUACCUACGGGGACGACUGUGCUAACAUGUGCUCUGACAGACAAUGCAAUGAGACAUCGACAUGCGAUCACGUGACCGGGAAGUGUGAAAGCGGCUGCAAACCCGGAUGGAAGGAAACUGACUGUACAAUAGAGUGCAUCCAGGGCAUAGAGUACGGAUCUGGCUGUGUUGGUAACUGCAGUGCCCGGAUGUGUGAUGGAGGGUCAGGCUCCUGUCCCAACGACACAGGCCAGUGUAAUUCAGUCUGUCUGUCGGGGUGGCAGGGAGAAGACUGCGCAGAGGUUUGUAGUCCUGGUUCAUUCGGUGUUAACUGUACAAGACAAUGUGGCCAGUGUCGUGACGACAACUGUCACCAUAUCAACGGAACCUGCCUUACUGGCUGCAGUGAUGGGUGGACUUACAACACAUGUACACAAAAACAGGUUGAAGCCUCAACGUCCAAUGUAGGUGUCAUAGCAGGCUUUGUAGUUGCCGUAAUCGUUGUAGCAGUAAUCGUUGCUGUCGUCGUUGUCUUACUCAGAAGACGGAGAAGUCAACAUUCAAAGAAAACAGAUAAGCAUGCAGAUAUGUUCCGAGAGCAGACAGAGAACGGCGCUUAUGGAAGAAGGGCAGGUAAUCAGAAACCACAAAUAAAGCCCAAACCUGCCAUACCUGCCUCGUCAGGUAAACAGCGUUAUUCUAAAGACAAAGAUCAGGAGGAAGAGGACUGUGAUGAGGAUGUUCAGUCUCCUGACAACUGUUACUACAACGCAGAGGCCGAUGCCGCCAUAAGAGACGUCGCUGUGUCAGAACUAGCUGCGAUGGUGGCAACACUUAAGGAGAGAAAAGACGGAUUUGAAAAAGAAUAUCACCGAUUACCAGCAGGGUUCACCGCGCCGUAUCAAGACUCCCAGAAACCUGAGAACAGCGGCAAAAACAAGUUCAAAGGCUACUACCCAUACGACCAUAACCGAGUCCGCCUGACACCCCUCCCAGACACUCCCGGAUCUGACUACAUCAACGCAAGUCUCAUGCACAGCUACAACAGGAGGAAGACAUACAUUGCGUCUCAAGCUCCCAACAAGAAGACAGUGGGAGACUUCUGGAGAAUGAUCUGGGAACAUUCCUGCAGCCAUGUGGUCAUGUUGACUGGUCUUACGGAGGAGUCUAGGAUCAAAUGUGAACGAUACUGGCCGACAGGUGGCGUCAUGGACAUUGGUCUCUUCAAAAUAGAGGUGGAGGUAACACAAAGCCGCGCGAACUUCACAACGAGACACAUGAAAGUCACGUCCAACACAACAGGAGAGUUUCGGUCAGUUGUCCAGUUCCACUUCACAUCCUGGCCUGACCACGGUGUUCCCGACAUUCUCGCUCUCGUGAAAUACGUCUGGCUGGUCAGACAGACAGUUGCAGAGACAGAUGGACCUCUGCUUGUCCACUGCAGCGCGGGUAUUGGACGUACAGGUACAUACAUCGCCGUGGACUCCCUGAUAGACCAGGCUCAGGGGGAGGGGGUGGUGGAUGUUCUGGGGUACGUGUCCGUCAUGAGGGGACAGAGGAAGAACAUGAUACAGACUCCAGCACAGUACGAGUGUGUCUUCCUCUGUCUGGUGGAGAUGACGAAAUAUGGCUGCACCAGCAUGGACGUCUCCAACUACACUAACAGCUACAGCUGCAGUGACAUGGACACCAUCAUUGACGGAAAGACUUUCAGACAAUUGUCAGAGAUGCUGGUAUCAGAGGCGCGAGAAGAUGCUCCGACCCGACACAGAAUGUGGGUGGAUGGUAACCCUGACUUCAUUGUCCGUGUAGGACCGUCAUUGACGUGUCUAAGGGGGUACCUGCAAGCAACUGCUCCGCCGCCGGGAUUGGUAAAGUUGUUAUGGAAACUGGUAGAAGAGAACGAUGUCCACAACAUCAUCGUCGUCACUCCAGAUAUGGGGCUUGUGCAAGCAGAGGGCAGGUCAAAGACGCACGGGGAGAUUACUGUGACAACAACGAGUCAAACCAACCUGUCGACUGACCUCACCAUGAGCAACUUGACGCUAGCUACAAAAGCAGGCAGACCACGGCAAGUGAAGAUUGUCGACGUUAAUGCACACUUAACUAUGGAAGCUAUGACAUCACACUUGUUGAACCACGCUCAACUGCAAAAAACAUCAACUCAACCCCACCCUGUUGUUAUUGUUCACAGCGACAAUGACCGAAAGCUUGCUGUCUCAUUCUGCAUUAUGGGUAAUAUUCUGUCCGGUAUUCGUGAGGACACUCGUGUUGACGUCAUCGGUCACAUGAGGACAUUCCUCAGAUGUUGCCCUGACCUGCAGUUCACCCAGAGUGAUGUGCAGAUGUUUCAUGACUUCGCCCAGCAGUGUAUUCUGAGAACGGACCCAGCAAAUACCUAUGCCAACAUCUGAACUUUACACCACACUGUCUCAAUGGACCACAUAACACCAGCACAUAUGGUCCAAACUUAUGACCAAACAUUGCGCUAACACCAUUGCUGAUUUGCGAACGUUCUACUAGUCUUAAUAUACGUAUAUAUACUCACAGACAGUAGGCUAAUGUCAUACAUAUAGUAUUAUUAUAACAAUUAUUACUGCAGUGACAGGAAUCGAAGGAAUGGAUUGCCAGUGAUGUCACGGAGACUAAUAUAUACAGACUCUACAAGAAAUCGAUGCUCUGUACAUGUAUGAUCACAUCUUUUUUCGCAUUUUGACUAGCAGCAUAUUCAAUAUGAAUUGAGAAUAAUGGACUUCUUAUUUAGACAGAAAGUCAUCUACCUAUGCAAAACCAUUAACCUAUAUGUAUUAUUGCUAAUCGUCUAUAUUCUUCUUUAAGUUGUGUAUUAUUUGUUUGUGUCAUUAUCAUAAUGCAUUCUUACAAUGUUACUAUGCAACAAAUGUUAGAUUUCUUAUUUGUGUUGUUUCACUGCAAACUAUACCACCUCUUAUCACAUGAAACUGUUAUCACUUAAUCAAAUCUCACGGACACAAUAGGGAGACGAGUAGUCUUAGGCAUGAACAUCCUGUUUUGUUACGACACGGCGCUCAGUGACUAAAGGUCAAACGGCAAGAGAUGACGCUUCAGUGACAAAAUGAUGCGUGUUGCAAUUCCAAAUUUUGACUUUUAUCGCAUAUUUCCAUAAUUAUUUGGGUGACCACUUAGCUUGGUUUUACAUGUGUUUGUGACCAGUGCCACUUUUGAAACACCUGGUUUCAUCACGAUUUGAUUGUGAUUCAUAAACACGUGCCUAUGAUACAGCUUAAAAACUUAGUUUAAAACGAACUCUGUCCAUAAAUAAUACGACUCCAAAACAUGGUAUUUAAUGAAGGAAUAUCACCUUUUAAGUAUCCAUAUACAUUUUAAUGGAAUCCAUAAUUUUAUAUAGAUGCUUACUUCUUUCACAGGAUUUAACAUAAUUUCGUACUAGUUCCACUGAAUUGCACAUACAACCGUACUAGUUCCACUGAAUUGCACAUACAACCGUACUAGUUCCUCUGAAUUGCGCAUACAACCGUACUAGUUCCACUGAAUUGCACAUACAACCGUACUUGUUCCACUGAAUUGCACAUACAACCGUACUAGUUCCACUGAAUUGCACAUACAUCCGUACUUGUUCCACUGAAUUGCACAUACAACCGUACUUGUUCCACUGAAUUGCACAUACAACCGUACUCGUUCUAGAGAUUUCCACAUAUUUUCGUACUGGUUCCACUGAAUUGCAUAUAUAUUCGUAUUAGUCCUACUGAAUUGCACAUAGAUUCGUACCAGUUCCACAGAAGUGCACGUUCAUUCGUACUACUUCCACAGAGUUGCACAUACAAACGUACUUGUAGCUACACAUUUCGUCAAUAUAAAGUCAUGAACAGUAUGCUGUAAAGGAGUACCAACAAGACCCUCAACUAAAUUUGAACAAAAUAGUUUGUCGCAGGCUAUUAUAAAUGUUAUAAAGUAACUGUUCAUCAACAUUGAUGUAUAUAAGUGCACAUAUUGACGCCGACAUCAUUCGAAUUCUACUGUUUACGAUUGGUUAUCAACAUUUUUAACAAGUUUGCAUUAGGUAAAAUAAAACGCCCUGCAAAUGCAUAUAUGCAUCAUACAUGUAUAUAAUGUAUGUACAUCGUAUUUGUACGUUAUUUAUGCACAUCAAUAACGUACGUCUAUACGUCAUAUAAGCACAACAUCAAUGACAUACUUCAUGGAUGCGCAUAGUGGAUGUACGUAUAGAUGUGGGCAUAAGCAGCACCUCCCCAACCCUGACUCCCCAUCCCUCCGAACGCCUCAGCCCAAGCCUGUAAACUUACCAGAUGUUUUGUUUAGGUGAAGUUUGCCUCUCCUUCCCGAUUACCAGUAAGAUAUCCGAUAUACGAAAGAUUGCAAUAUUCCGGAUGAUGAUGUGUAAAGGUUUGUUUUAGCUGGUUAACCUUCAAUGUUAACAUGUCAAAAUGAGUCUGUGCUGAUAUUGAAACCAAAAUAUAAUUUAAAUAUCGUCACUAUCAAAUCGUUGUAUUUUCUUUGAUAAAUUCUGUUUUUGUGUGCUUGGCCAAAAAAGAUUGUUUGAUUUGUAAAUGUGACGUAUAGUUCACUGGAUAUAUUAAUAUAUAUCAUAAAUGUCUUUUACUAUCAGUGUGUCUAUUUGCUACUUUUCCGCUUUUUGCAAUAAAAAAAUAAUUUAUG